CUCCAAUCCCAUCUGUCCUCCCGUCCAGGCGAAAUGUUUCCGCCCCUGUGUCAGUCUACCCAAACUGGGCGCUUGUUAUUUGUCCCACCGGAGAAAGGAGUGAUCGAGCUUUACGUUAUUAAAAGAAUGCAUUCAGGCUCCUGCCUUUAAGAAACGAUGCCUUCUGAUUGACAUCAACAGUACUAUCUGUCCAUCAUGAACAGCGAAGAAGAGUUCUAUGAUGCUGAGACAGGUUUGGAAUCAGACGACUCAUGUGAAGUCAGCUUUAAAGAUGCCUGCGUCUACACGAACAAGCAGACAGCAAAUGGCAAAGUGCUGUCUGAGAAUGGAGUAUGGCAGAGACGAACUACUCUGCCAGCACCCAUGUUCUCCAGGAAUGACUUCAGUGUGUGGGGCUUCCUGAAGAAAUGCAUUGGAAUGGAGCUGUCCAAGAUAACAAUGCCUAUUGUUUUCAAUGAACCGCUGAGCUUCUUGCAGAGAAUUACGGAGUAUAUGGAACAUGCAUACCUCAUCCAUAAAGCUUGUACACUUUCAGACUCUAUAGAGCGUAUGCAGCUUGUUGCCACAUUCGCCGUUUCUGCUGUUGCAUCACAAUGGGACAGAACUGGAAAACCUUUUAACCCUUUAUUAGGAGAGACCUAUGAACUCACAAGGGAGGAUGAGGGUUAUCGAAUGGUCUCAGAACAGGUGAGUCACCAUCCACCAAUCAGCACCUUCUACGCAGAGUCGCUCAAUCAGGACUUCACAUUUCAAGGCUCCAUCUACCCUAAACUAAAAUUCUGGGGAAAGAGUGUGGAGGCAGAACCUAAAGGCACCAUGACACUUGAGCUGUCCAAGCACAGAGAGGCUUACACAUGGACAAAUCCAAUGUGUUGUGUGCAUAAUGUUAUCCUGGGUAAACUGUGGAUUGAGCAGUAUGGAACAGUGGAAAUCGUCAACCACAGCACUGGGGACAAGUGUGUGCUGAAUUUUAAGCCAUGUGGCAUGUUUGGCAAAGAGCUGCAUAGAGUAGAGGGAUAUAUCCAGGACAAGAGUAAAAAGAAACAUCUGGUUAUCUUUGGGAAGUGGACCGAGUGUUUGUACAGCAUUGAGCCAAAAGUCUACGAAGCCAACAAGAAAGCAGAGAAGAAAAGUGGAGGAGAUUCCAAGAAACACAAGCAGGAGCAGAGCCCAGGCGGUGAUGAUGCAGACGAGAUGCCAAAUGUCCAGGAAACAGUCUCUAUGAUUCCAGGCAGCACUUUGCUGUGGAGAGGAGCCCCUCGACCACCACACUCCACACAGAUGUAUAAUUUUACCAGCUUUGCCAUGACACUCAAUGAGCUGGAGCCUGGUAUGGUUGGAGUCUUGGCACCAACAGACUGUCGUCUUCGACCUGACAUCAGAGCUAUGGAGAAUGGUGAUAUAGACACUGCAAGUCAAGAGAAGGAGAGAUUGGAAGAGAAGCAGAGAGCUGCUAGAAGAGAGCGUGCUAAAGACGAGGAAGAGUGGUCCACCAGAUGGUUCCAGCAAGGCAGUAAUCCUUACACUGGAGCUGCAGACUGGAUCUACAAGGGUGGCUACUUUGACAGGAAGUACUCUGGUCUUCCAGACAUCUACUGAUUUGGUUUGGAAGACAGAGAGAGGCUUGAGAUUCGUCCUUUUCUGUCCUUAACUCAAUCCAUAUCAUCUCUCUUUACUAAACUCCUUUCAUAUUUAUUUUUCUUCUUCAAAAUGUGAGAUUCAAUUGAACGGUUAUCAGACAAAGCCUCUCCACACCUUGUACUCCCCACUAGAAUCUGGAAAUUUAGUGUUUGUGAGAAUUUAUUUAUUUUGAGAGGUAGGGAAUGCCUUACAAAAUGAUUCACAUUUUUUUUUCAAGUACUUAUUUUUUUAUUUCCAUUUUUGAUUUAUGUAUGUACAGAAUGUUAGAUUAAAAGAUAAACAUUCUGUGCAAACCUAAAUAUGUGUACAGAAAUUAUUAGGUUAAAUGUACGUUCUUACCUACCUUUCCAUGUGUCUUGCUAGCUACACUCAGGUGUUCAUUUUAUGGGUACAAGUGGUUAGAGAUGGCAGCACUCCCGUGCCAUAAGUGAAGAUGGCCGAUUUUGUGUGAAUUUUGAACUGUGAGGCUGCUCUGAACAUAUUAGAAGAGCAUUAUUUUUUCCUAAUAUUUUUAUCUAUAUUAUUACUAUAUUUAUAUUAUAUCUCUAUUAUUUGAUAAUUUUUUUUUUUUUUUUUUUUGGUCCAGGAAUGUGACCUCUAUUAUGGUAGACAGGAAGUGCAGGUGGGUAAAUCUCACAAAGAUAUGUCCAGAUAUAUUUUGCAUUGUGACAUACAUUUCAUGACAAUUAAGAUAAUUUUACCCCUAAAUUUUCAUUACUGUAAUGUGAAGAAAUCUCAUUACUGAAAUACAGCAAAAAUGAAUACUACCAUGAUUUAAAUGUCUUUUAAAAUACUUGAAAUGUCUUUUUUCAUAACAAUACUAAGAAUUUAGAGGAGGGGGAAAUAUACUUAAUUUUCAUGAAAAUAAUGUCUCAACGCAAAUGCAAUUCUUAAUGGUCCUAAGAGAAACUAAAUCCUUUUUUUUUUUUAGGGUAAAAUAUGACCUGGACAUAUUCUUGGCAGUUUUGAGUACCUGAGAAGGAAACAAAGUUGAUUUUUCCAUGUCAUCCCCUAUUUUCACAGACAUAUAUCUCAUUAAUAAGUCCCUCAGGCCAAAUUCUCAUGGUCUCCGUGGUACAGGGGAGUUUACUAAAACAAAUAUUCUCAUUCCUCACAUUUAAAAAUGUUUUAGUUCAGUUUUGUUUUUGUUUGACAGACAAAAAUGAAAGCUGCUUAUGACAAAUGUUUACCUGGUAAAAAAGUGGGUGUUUUUAUCAUAGAAAAACUGCUCUUAUAAAAAAAAAUAUAUGUAUACUAUUAGAACCUGCCAUCGAUAUUUUGAGUUUGUAUAUGGUUGCCAAAGCGACUCUCCUCUUGUAGAAACUAAAGCCAUAUAACUUGUCAGGACUGCAGUGUCGUGUUAAACAAGUGAUACAUCCUGGUGUACAAAAAAGUUGAAUGAAAUGGAGAUCGGUGCUAAUCUUUUUAUGUUUGUUUCAGCUCUUAUGGCUCACGAAUGUCAAGAUAUGUCACCUUAGCCCACAUAUAUACACAUGUACCAAAAAAUGCUCAGUUGAUAAUGGAAUGUGCUUAAUUGCUCACAAGCUUUGUGUUAUCCAGCAAGUUUCAUUUGGCAAGACAACAGCAACAUGUAAGGACUUCAAACUUCAUAUUCUUCAAACAUACAAAUCAAAGACAAGAGAUGUCUUCAGAGGAUUGUAAAAAACACUACUGUCUUUUAUUUCAAAACUUUAAACAAUACUGUGAUUUUAAAUCUCAGAAGCUAUGCAAACAUUGAUUGGAAUGUCUGUUCGUCUAUGAAUUGUUUGUGUUUAUGUAAAAUACUUUGUUUGGCACAAAGGUGUCGAGCAUGUUAGGACUUGUACUGGUGGUUUUACACGGUUUUGUUGGCUGUUUUGCACAGCUUUUGUAUUUCCCUUUAGCCUGAAGUUUGAUGGAGAGACAACAUUUUGUGUAACUGCAAAGACAACACUGUUAUCAAAUUUUUAGCUUAUUGUCGACCAUCUACACGUAAUGGGAGCUCAUCAUCUGUUGUGUAGCACAAGAGUAUUUCAAUUUAUAAAGUAAUAUGUUCCAUGUAGUGCAUACAAUUGCAAAAGCCAAGCUUCAGACCAUGUCAUAAGUUAGAGGAAAGAGAUAACUAUGAAUUAUCCCUCUGUAUAUUUUAUACAAUAUAUUCUGGCAUGUCUAAACAUAAAUUAGUUAGUCUCACUAUCAAUGCUUACUAGCAAUUCUCUAGAAAUAGCUUACCAUAAUAUUCCACCAGCUGCUAACUUGACUUUUAAUGCCCUUAAAAUAAUGAGACAUUAAAGAAAAAAAAAGAAGAAAAAAAAACUGUACACGCAUCCCCAAUUGCCUCAUGAUUUUGUGCCAUCUUUGUCCAUUGUUGCUGUAGCAAUCACAUCAUGUUAAUGUAAAAGUAAACCUGGUCACAUUAAAUGCAACUAUGUAAAGCAAACGUACACUCAGAAAUGUAUGUCGAUUUCAAGUGAUUCUGUCGGUGUUCUUAUUGAGCUGUUGUUGUUGGUUGUGACACUAGGGAUUGUUUCUAUUGUGAAACUACUUCAAAGAUAUUGUAGAUGCCCAAAUGAUGACACUGUGGUGCUAUGCUGGCUUUACAUAAUUGUACAUGAUAUAUUGUGACUUUCUACUGCAUUUGUAAAGAUCAUGUGAAUCAUCACAAUAUGUGACAGAAAUGCACAUAAGCUUUCUUAUGAAUCUGCUCAUGUGUGAACUAGCAAUAUUAAUGAUAUAUUAUGUGAGACCUCACAGAUUGAAUAAACUUCAGAUUGCUUUUUAUGUCUUUUAAAGUCAAAUGAAGGGAAUUGACAAAUCAUUUGGAAGAAGCUAAGCUUCCUUGAUAUGUAAGUUUGUGAAUUAUCUUUUGUCCUGCAUUAAUUUGACCUAAAAUGUGAACUGAUCUUUAUCAAAGUCAAUGCCAUUGAUAAAGAGGAUCUGAUUAAACAUUAAAAAACA
Myxocyprinus asiaticus (Chinese sucker) is the source of this 4578-nucleotide messenger RNA. Its product is annotated as oxysterol-binding protein-related protein 2-like. Gene Ontology annotation, molecular function: cholesterol binding. The coding region runs from base 196 to 1599 and encodes 467 amino acids. The transcript has 14 exons. Gene Ontology annotation, cellular component: cytosol; intracellular membrane-bounded organelle; membrane. Lineage: Eukaryota; Metazoa; Chordata; Actinopteri; Cypriniformes; Catostomidae. The record is from RefSeq and is a predicted model, not a curated record.